AUGGCUGCCAACAAGCAGGGCAAGAUGCAAAACCUCAUCAACUACCGGAUGCGGGUGACGCUCAACGAUGGUCGACAGAUGACAGGCCAGAUGCUGGCAUUUGACAAGCACAUGAACCUCGUUCUCGCCGACACAGAAGAAUUCCGCCGCACCAAGCGGAAGUCGAAGGCCGCCCCCGGUUCCACGAACACCCAGGUCGAAGCGGAAGAGAAGCGAACCCUCGGUCUCACCAUCGUGCGCGGUACUCAGGUUGUUUCCUGUUCCGUUGACGGACCCCCUCCCGCCGACCCCUCUGCGCGCCUCGGUGCCGGUCCGGGCGCUGCUGGCGCUGCCGCGACUCUCGCCGCCGGCCCUGGUAUCAGCAAGCCCGCUGGUCGUGGCCUUCCUGUUGGACUCGGUGGUCCUGCUGCUGGUGUCGGUGGCCCCGCUCCUCCCAUGGGUGGUUUCCCUCCCGGCGGUUUCGCGCCGCCCCCAGGAUUUGGUGGUCGUGGAGGACCCCCCGGUGGACCUCCCGGCUUCGCUCCCCCUCCUGGAUUCGCUCCUCCAGGCGGUCCUCCUGGCUCUUUCCAGCCUCCCCCGGGAUUCCAGCCUCCGGGUCAGGGUCGAGGAUACCCGCCGCCGGGCUUCGGCGGUCGAUGA
Penicillium cinerascens is the source of this 639-nucleotide messenger RNA. Its product is annotated as small nuclear ribonucleoprotein-associated protein. The transcript has 6 exons. Gene Ontology annotation, biological process: mRNA splicing, via spliceosome. Gene Ontology annotation, molecular function: RNA binding. Bases 1 to 639 code for a protein of 212 amino acids. Lineage: Eukaryota; Fungi; Ascomycota; Eurotiomycetes; Eurotiales; Aspergillaceae. Gene Ontology annotation, cellular component: U1 snRNP; cytoplasm; U2 snRNP. The record is from RefSeq and is a predicted model, not a curated record.